UCCAGAAGGGAUCUAAGAGCGAAGAACCAAGGAAGAACGCCACAAACCCUAGGAAAAAACCCUAAUUUUUCUGCGCCUGUGCUUCGAAACGGAUCGCGCCAAGGAGGGAUUUUGAGGAGGUUUUCGAUAUCUUCGCAUCGUGAGCAUUCGAUUGGCACCAGUUUUGAAGGGGGGUUGAAGAAGAGAUGGUGGCAGAAGCGGAGGGUAUUCACCAGAGCAUCCCGGUGCUGGACGUGCAGUACCGGUGUAUCACCAAGGGAAUCGAGGAGAUAGUCGACAUCUCUGCCGCGACGGCGGUGGCGGUGGCGUCGCCGCCCUCCUCGCCGGGGUGUCUCCAGGUGGCGCUGGAGCCAGAUGCGGUGGCGGUGGACGUCGCAGCCUUAGAGCUGGAUUUGAGAGCCUUAAAUGCCAUUCCAAAUGGGCCCAUGGAACCUCUUCAGUUUGUCCCAAGUUUUCGUUCUGGUAGCUUUGCUGACAUUGGGCCUCGAAGAUACAUGGAGGAUGAGCACAUCCGCAUUGACGAUCUUUCAGCACAUCUGGGAUCUUUACUUAGCUGCCCGACACCUAGUGCCUUCUAUGGGGUGUUUGAUGGUCAUGGAGAUUCGGAUGCAGCAGCCUACAUCAAAAGGCAUGCAAUUAGGUUCAUCUUUGAAGAUACCGACUUCCCACAAGCAUCAGAACCUGAUAAGGUUUUCUUGGACUCGGUGAAGAAUUGUGUUCGGAAGGCAUUCCUCCUUGCAGACCUUGCUUUGGCUGAUGACUGCACCAUUAGCAGUUCCUCUGGGACCACUGCACUGAUGGCAUUGGUGUUUGGAAGGCUUCUCUUGGUAGCCAAUGUUGGGGAUUGUCGAGCUGUCCUUUGUCGGAAGGGCAAAGCAGUGGAAAUGUCUCAAGACCAUAGACCAAUCUAUGCUGCCGAGCGCCAAAGGGUUGAAGAAUCUGGAGGCUACAUUGAUGAUGGGUACCUCAACGGAGUCCUCUCUGUCACUAGAGCCCUGGGGGACUGGGACAUGAAGAUGCCCCGAGGCUCUCCCUCACCCCUCAUCUCGGAACCUGAGUUCAGACAGGCUAUGCUGACGGAGGAUGAUGAGUUUCUAAUCAUUGGCUGUGAUGGAAUAUGGGAUGUGAUGUCAAGCCAGUGUGCAGUCAGCAUCGUGCGCAGGGGCUUGCGGCGGCACGACGACCCCGGGCACAGUGCAAGGGAGCUCGUCAAGGAAGCACUGAGGCUCAACACAUCUGACAACCUCACGGCGAUCGUGAUCUGCUUGUCCUCAGAGGACCGGAGUUCUCCACCAUCACCUUGCUCUCAGGACCAGCAGCAACAGCCGCCGAGGUUGAGGUACUGCAAGAGCCUGUCGGCGGAGGCCCUUUGUAAUCUGAGAAGCUGGAUGGACAAUGAUGGAGGUGGCGAUUGAGAGCAAAAGGAGCGGAGGGAGGUUUGUGUAUGUACAUUAGUAGAGAUGAAUGUUGAUGAUGAUGAAAAACAAUUAACUUAAAUGUUCUUGCUCUGCGGCUGCUUUAGGGAGGUCACAGAGCGGCCAGGAGUUUUGUAGGUUGUUCUCGGUUCGGAUGGCUGUCGGCUGUGUGCAUAAUUUUAGGGUUGGAUUAGCUGGAAUUGGUGUAUCAUUAUAGUAUCAUUAUUUUGUGCUGAUUUAUAGUAUCUCGGUGCAA
Molecule: messenger RNA, 1671 nt
Organism: Phoenix dactylifera (date palm)
Lineage: Eukaryota; Viridiplantae; Streptophyta; Magnoliopsida; Arecales; Arecaceae
Product: Protein phosphatase 2C family protein
Biological process (GO): protein dephosphorylation
Molecular function (GO): protein serine/threonine phosphatase activity; cation binding
Source: RefSeq, a predicted model, not a curated record